AACAACAUCAAGAAGAAUAAACAAAUAAAUAAUUCAUCUUUAGAAAGUAAAGAAAUUGAAUAAAAAACAACAUCUGCCAACAGGCAACGAAUUCAAGAAGGAAGACUUCUUCAAUCAGUUCAUUGAUUAAAGUACAACAAAUAUUUUAUGUGUGAAUUUUUUCUACAUUUGCCAGCCAACCAACCAACAACAUUUGUCACAUUAAAUUGAAAAAAAAAGAAUACAAGGGGUGCGUGAGGGCGCAACAGAAUUUUUUAUUAAUUUGCCGGAAAUAAAAUUUAAUAAUUAUCAAAUUUGCCUUAUCGGCCUGCUGUUGAAUUUAAUUAAGAAAAAAAACUAUUAGUAAAGAACACCUUCAUUAUGGAUGAAUUACACUCAUGGAAUAUUCACGAUGACAUGAAUUUGUACAUUACACCAGACCGUAUUAUGGUGGAAGUCAAUGCAAUGGACAAAGUAUUGAUAAUCGAUCGUGUUUCAAGUAUGAUUAAAGUGCAAUUAAACAAAAAAGAAUUGCAAAAUCUCUCACCCAAUCGUCGUGUAUGUGGCAUCUUGGGCACCAUACGUCUAGUGGCCGGAGAUUAUCUUCUAGUGGCCACACAUCGCCUAUACGUUGGUAUAAUUAAUGGAGCUGUUAUAUGGCGUUUGGCUGGUUACGAUAUUAUACCAUACAUUCCAACAACUACGCAUUUGACACCGAAACAACGAGAACAUAAUGAAACCUAUUUGCAAAUGUUACGAAAAACCUUAGAUACGAAUUAUUUUUAUUUCUCCUACGACGAGCGUUACGAUAUUACCCAUUCGGUGCAGCGUAAAUGCAAUAUGACAACGGAUCUGAAUAGUUUAAGUAUAAUCGAAAGGGCGGAUAGUCGUUUUGUGUGGAAUGGAGCAUUGUUGAAUAAUUUCCAGUGCAAGGAAAUGCAACAGUUUCAAUUGCCUUUAAUAUUGGGAUUUGUUUCCAUUAAUCAAGUGCAAAUAAAUGGACAAACCUUUGUUUGGUCUAUUGUUUCAAGACGUUCGAUACACAAGGCUGGCACUCGUUUUUAUAGUCGCGGCAUUAAUGUUGAUGGCCAGGUGGCUAAUUUUGUGGAAACCGAACAAAUUGUGGAGUUCAAUGGGGAGCGUAUUUCAUUUGUUCAGACCCGUGGUAGCAUGCCCUUCUUUUGGCGUCAAUUGCCCAAUCUACGCUAUAAACCCAGACCUCACCUUAUUCCUGGCCCCGAUCAUAUGAAUGCUUUUAAUCGCCAUUUCGAGGAACAAAUUGCAAAAUAUGGCCGUCAAGUUUUAGUUAAUUUGGUCGAUCAAAAGGGUGCCGAAGGAGCUCUCGAAAAUCACUAUCGCACCUUUGCCCAAAAACUCAACAACUCCAACGUUCGCUAUGAGGCUUUCGAUUUUCAUGCUGAAUGCAAAAAAAUGCGCUGGGAUCGCCUCAACAUUCUCAUCGAUCGUUUGGCUCAUGAACAAGAAGAAUUCUCAGUUUUCCAUAUUCGUGACGAUGGCCGCGUUGUGUCCACACAACAUGGUGUCUUUCGUACCAAUUGCAUUGAUUGUUUAGAUCGUACGAACGUGGUGCAAAGUAUGUUGGCACGUCGUUCAUUAAAUAGUAUUCUACAGAAAUUGGGCAUUUUGCAUGUGGGCCAAAAAGUGGAGUCGGCAUCGCCGCAAUUCGAUUUGAUUUUCAAGGGUGUUUGGGCCGAUAAUGCCGACAUGAUUUCGUUGCAAUACUCGGGUACGGGAGCGCUGAAAACCGAUUUUACUCGCACGGGCAAACGUACGACGGCUGGUUUGGUACAGGAUGGUGUGAAUUCGAUGACACGAUAUUAUUUGAAUAAUUUUGCGGAUGGUUUUAGACAGGAUGGCAUUGAUUUGUUUUUGGGUCGUUAUACUGUUACUGCCGCCUUGCCUUCGCCUCUGGAAGUCAAACAUACCUGGCAUUAUAAUGCGUUCCCUUCGAUAUUAAUCUUCUCUAUAGCCAUGCUUUUCUUGACCGCUCUGGUACCUUCCGAAUUCAAUACAGAAAAUCUACUAUUUAUGCUGUUCUGGGGAGCCUUGAUAGGCGUCAGCAUCAGUGGUAUCUUCCAUUAUGGCCUGGAGUUUGUGGAUUGGCCUCGGCUUUUUCGGCCCAUUAAAUUUCAAGUCUAACAUUAGUGGAAAUGCUGGUUUUCAUGAUAUUUUUCGUGUAUAGUUAAAUGAUAAUGAUGAUUUCUUUGUCCCCUCCAAGAAAAUUACAAAACAACAAGCCUAAAAUAUGUCCAUGCUAAAUAUUGUAUUGUAUCUGCGUUUAUAUAAAUUUUUUGCAAAAUUAGUUAAAAUUAAAGUCUAAAGCGCCCAAACAAUUAUGAAGCUGUUAAAUAAAUUAAUUAAAUACAAACAAACAUCCUCAAUAACGAGUAUCUUCUACUACAACUACAACUUUCCACUUUAUUUUAAAUUUAAAAAGCCACUAAUAUUUUCAUUUAUUGAUAUAUUAGUUAAACUUUUUUUUUAGUAUUAAAUAAAUUUCAUUUAUUUUAUUCCCAGUUGGUUUUUAAGAAUUUGUUUUCCUAUUUCUUUCUCAUAUUUACAUAAUGUUAAUUUCGUUGUACGUAUUAAUAUUAUUAUUUUUUUGUUGAUUUAAGUUAUAAAUAAAUAUUUUGUUAAAGUAUCAUUGGUUUAAAUAAAAUAGUAGAGUUAAUUUCAGAGAAAAAAAA
Messenger RNA from Calliphora vicina (urban bluebottle blowfly), 2687 nucleotides. It is a transcript of the gene Sac1, whose product is annotated as Sac1 phosphatase. Gene Ontology annotation, cellular component: endoplasmic reticulum. The record is from RefSeq and is a predicted model, not a curated record. Gene Ontology annotation, biological process: phosphatidylinositol dephosphorylation. Gene Ontology annotation, molecular function: phosphatidylinositol-4-phosphate phosphatase activity. The transcript has 8 exons. Bases 361 to 2139 code for a protein of 592 amino acids. Lineage: Eukaryota; Metazoa; Arthropoda; Insecta; Diptera; Calliphoridae.